Molecule: messenger RNA, 1683 nt
Organism: Populus euphratica (Euphrates poplar)
Lineage: Eukaryota; Viridiplantae; Streptophyta; Magnoliopsida; Malpighiales; Salicaceae
Product: WD-40 repeat-containing protein MSI1-like
Exons: 6
Coding region: 203-1477 (424 amino acids)
Molecular function (GO): protein binding
Source: RefSeq, a predicted model, not a curated record
GGUCACCGCUCACUCGUAUACUUGUAUAAACCUCCCGGGCUUGGUGCUAGGGUUUGUUUUUCUUUUGCUAUAUAGAUAAUCUUUUGGCGGGAAUGAAUUAAGUUACCACCCUUCCCCUCAGAAAAGAAAGAAAGAAAUCCCUAAAUCAAAACGAAAGAAACCCUAGAAAGAGGAGUGAAUCAAAUCCGAAUCGAAGGGGGUGAUGGGAAAAGACGAAGAGGAAAUGAGGGGAGAGAUAGAGGAACGAUUGAUAAACGAAGAGUACAAGAUAUGGAAAAAGAACACUCCUUUCCUCUACGAUCUUGUUAUCACUCAUGCCCUCGAAUGGCCUUCUCUCACCGUCGAAUGGCUUCCAGACCGUGAUGAGCCCCCUGGCAAGGACUACUCCGUCCAAAAGAUGAUUCUUGGUACCCACACCUCCGAAAACGAGCCUAACUAUCUUAUGCUCGCCCAGGUCCAGCUUCCUCUCGAUGAUGCCGAGAACGACGCCCGCCACUACGACGACGACCGCUCCGAUUUUGGUGGCUUUGGCGCCGCCAAUGGCAAGGUGCAAAUAAUCCAGCAAAUAAAUCAUGAUGGGGAGGUGAAUAGGGCACGGUAUAUGCCACAAAACCCAUUUAUGAUAGCUACCAAGACUGUUAGUGCUGAAGUUUAUGUCUUUGACUAUAGCAAGCACCCAUCUAAGCCUCCUCUUGAUGGUGCAUGCACCCCUGAUUUGAGAUUGAGGGGUCACAACACUGAAGGCUAUGGUUUGUCUUGGAGUAAGUUUAAAGAAGGUUAUUUGCUUAGUGGUUCUGAUGAUGCCCAGAUUUGCCUGUGGGACAUUAAUGCCACUCCCAAGAACAAGUCCCUUGAUGCUACGCAAAUCUUUAAGGUUCAUGAAGGUGUUGUAGAAGAUGUAGCAUGGCACUUGAGACAUGAACACUUGUUUGGUUCUGUUGGGGAGGAUCAAUACCUGCUUAUAUGGGAUCUCCGAACUCCAUCUGUGACCAAGCCUGUCCAUUCUGUUGUUGCUCACCAAAGUGAGGUUAACUGCUUGGCUUUUAAUCCUUUUAAUGAAUGGAUUGUUGCCACGGGAUCUACUGAUAAGACUGUCAAGUUAUUUGACAUACGGAAGAUCAAUACUGCACUUCACACCUUUAACUGUCACAAGGAGGAGGUUUUCCAAGUCGGAUGGAAUCCCAAGAAUGAGACUAUCUUAGCUUCUUGUUGCCUUGGAAGAAGGCUCAUGAUCUGGGAUCUUAGCAGGAUUGAUAUUGAGCAGACACCUGAGGAUGCUGAAGAUGGCCCACCAGAAUUGCUUUUCAUUCAUGGUGGCCACACGAGUAAAAUAUCAGAUUUUUCGUGGAACCCAUGUGAUGAUUGGGUUAUUGCUAGUGUAGCUGAAGAUAACAUUCUUCAAAUAUGGCAGAUGGCAGAGAAUAUCUACCAUGAUGAAGAUGAUAUACCAGCAGAUGAAUCUACUAAAGAUUCAUAGUUUAUUUCCAGGCUUUCAGAGUAUAUUAUCAAUCUCAUAAGGUGUACUUGUAGGAUCUUUUGGUAAUUUAGACUUUCUCUUUAUAUGGUUGGCCUCCAAUAGAUCGUCUGUGUAUGCUUUCUUUUGAAUAUGCCGAACUGAUGUGUAAUGACCCAUUUAUAGCAUUAUUAUCUUAGAAAAUUUUUGUUCUGUUUGUGGAGUUUGGA